Molecule: messenger RNA, 566 nt
Organism: Scylla paramamosain (green mud crab)
Lineage: Eukaryota; Metazoa; Arthropoda; Malacostraca; Decapoda; Portunidae
Exons: 4
Coding region: 18-566 (182 amino acids)
Source: RefSeq, a predicted model, not a curated record
UGCAGCCGAGCACCAAUAUGCUCGCGAAGCUGGUGCUGGUAACUUGCCUUGGCGUCGCAACUGCUCGUCCAAGAAUGCGAGGUGGGCGGGAGCUGGUCCUGUAUACUGGUGGUGCAAUAGCACUACUGAGGAAUCCACUAAACGCUUCAUGUACCAUCAUCAUCAUAACGGACAGUACUACCACUUCUUCAGAGGUAGUGAAGGAUCUUCAAGGAAAGUCAGCAUGGGAACAGUUACAAGUGAAGGCAACAUUUGAAGUGAAUUUAGAGAAGAGAAACACCAGCAUUACUGAUCGCCUAUCGAAGUUGAUUCCCUUAGCACGUCAGGUGCGUCGGCUGUCGUUGUGCUCGAUGGUGGUAGUGGUGAGUCUCGAUCAUGACUUUCUCAUCGCAUUCGCGGAGUGGUCUCUGAAGGGAAGGCUGCUGGUGUGGACCACCAAGCUGGUGGUGGUGAGCCGCCUGACAAUUCCUCAGCUCCAGGACCUUCUGCCCGCCCACUGGACUUUCUCCAUGAUGAACACAGUCUUCCUCAACAUGGAGGGCGACGCUGAGCAGCCCCGGUACUGA